This is a messenger RNA of Lathyrus oleraceus (garden pea), 1180 nucleotides long. RefSeq lists its product as uncharacterized. Lineage: Eukaryota; Viridiplantae; Streptophyta; Magnoliopsida; Fabales; Fabaceae. The record is from RefSeq and is a predicted model, not a curated record. Bases 249 to 1001 code for a protein of 250 amino acids. The transcript has a single exon.
AGUGAAAUGAGUGAAUGUAAAAAUAAUGGGUUCCCACCAAAUUCUGGUAGAUAUGUCUGAAUAAAUGCACUCCCUUGCAGUUGCACACACCUACCAAAACAGACACUAUUAAAAGCUAACAUGAGCUCUUUGUCCCUCUAAUUAUAGAAAGUCCUAUUAUGAAAGCUACUCCUUGAGGAAAUCUCAAAACCGUUCAACCUGAUCUCAACUUGCUUCCCUAUUUUUCUUUUCCUGUAAAAGAAAUCUAAAUGGGUAGCUGUGUGAGCAGUUAUAAAGCCUCAUCCUCUUCUUCUGUACCAAUUAUUCAACCACCCAAACCUUCACAAAACAAUGAAACAACCUUUCUAGUAGAGGAAGAAACAGUGAAGGAAGUACUCACAGAAACCCCCAAACCAGAACCACCAAAGCCACAUCGAAACAUUAAGGCCUUUCACAAGUUCACAAAAGAAGAAGAAGAAGACACCAAGGUUCACGAGAAGCAGGCAUUGUUCAUCAACAAAGGCUAUAAUACCUCAGAAAUUUGCAGGUUAAGAAAAACCAUUCCCGCUAGUACUUCAGAAAAAGCCGGCAAAAGGGUCAACGGAUCUCCGAUCAAGUUGCUUAAAAACUGUUCCUUUCCCGGUGAUAUUGACGACAGAAGAGAUAGAAUGGUUCAUGGUUCGAGGAAAUUUGGUUCUGUGAGGUUGAUUCCGUGCAGAGACCAACUGGGUCAGAAAAUGGUCAAAGAGGGAAUACGUCGCCGGCGUGAUCCCGGCGAGAAUUCUUGCCGACAGUCUCGGUCACCGGUCACACGUGUUGACACUGGUGAUGCUAGAUCCUUCGUGAGUCGGAGCCCAUCUGUAAGAAGAACGAAUCGAUCUCCAGUUGCAAGGGCUAGAACUACGUUGCCGGAGAGAGGACGCCGGCCAACGGAGAUACCGGCCAUGGAGAGUAAACGGUCUUGUAAAAAUGAGUCACUGGAAAAUCCACUCGUGUCAUUAGAAUGUUUUAUUUUUCUAUAGGAUUCUGUAAUUGCCCGGGAAUGGUUAUGGUGGUAGUGGCGCCACCAUUCAGCCACCGUUGACCGGGUGAGCUAAGUAGGGUCAAGUCACAGUGAAAGUAAAUGAUUGUGAUUAUUUAAUUAUGUACCUUCUUCAAUCUUUGGAGUUAAUGCAUUUUGGUGUAACUAACUUAUUCACAA